Messenger RNA from Rhizophagus irregularis DAOM 181602=DAOM 197198, 1041 nucleotides. RefSeq lists its product as uncharacterized. The record is from RefSeq and is a predicted model, not a curated record. Lineage: Eukaryota; Fungi; Glomeromycota; Glomeromycetes; Glomerales; Glomeraceae.
AUGCCGAAAACAAGAGGAAAUUUUUGGUCUGAGUAUGAAGUUACUGUUGAUUCUAAUGGAAAAGAAAAAUAUACAUGUAAAACUUGUUCUGGUAUAUGGUCUAAAAAUGCUUCUCAUCUUAAAGAAAAUAUCGAAAAAUGCAAAGAUAUAAAUGUAGAAACUGAAACUUCACAACCUCAAGGUACUAAACGUAAAAGACAGCAAACAUUUGACGAAUACAAAUUUGCUUUUACUUCCAAAGAUCAGAUUAUUUUAGAAAGUCUUCUUAUACGGGCUUUUUGCUCGGCGAGUAUUUUAUUUAAUGUAAUUGAAAAUGAAGAUUUUAUUUUAUUCUUAAAAAAAGCCUGCUUUUCUUUUAAGAUUCCUUCACGUUUUACUCUUUCAAACACUCUUUUAGAUCAAGAAUUUGAACAUUUAGAAUUAGUUGUUAAUUCAGCAUUAUCUGAAAACAAUGUGCCAAAUAUAAAGGCUGCUUGGAAGAUCUUAAAACAAAAAUAUCCCAAAAAAAUCUUUCUUGGCUGUUGGGCGCAUGAAAUGAUCGACAUAUCCGUUUUGACCGGAAUUACGAUUUUCGGCUGGAAUUAUGAAUUCGGCCAAAAUUAUGAAUUAAUUUCGGAAAAAUUUCAGAUUUCGGAUUCGAAAUUUCGGAUUUCGGAUUUUUGCCAAAUCAAUUUCGGGGCCAUCCUUAGAAAUCGCAUUGAUUUUACUUUGCGAUACAUGAUGGGAUCUUCAUAUUCUUAUAUUAACCAGUUAUUCUUUACAAAAUCAGCUAUUCGAUCUACUAUUGCUGAGGAUCAUCUUAAUCUUGAUGAUAGAAUGAAGUCACUUAUUUCUAGUGAUACUUUUUGGAAUGAUCUUGGGAAAAUUCAAAAUUUUUUAGAAAAUUUUGCUAUUUUUAUUAAAAAAUUAGAAGGAGAUAAAACAUUUCUUUCUACUGCAUAUUUUGAAUAUCAGCAACUUAAAGCAUAUAUGCGAAACAAUACUGAUUUACCUGAAAAUAUUCGUGAAGAAGUUGAAAAAUUUGGCACAAAUCGGUGGUAA